AUGGCGACCAGAAAGAAAGUAACUCUAUCCUUAGAGGAACGAUUGAAAAAAUAUAAAGUGAAUCGGACAACGAUUUGGAGGAUAAAAAACAGUGCACCAAAAGUUAUGGAGUUCGUUGACAAAGGGAAGAUCCAGCGAAAACGACGAAGAAUCAGACCAUCCUUAUACGAUACAUUGGAGGAAAAUUUGCUGGCUUGGUUCAUCGAAAGGAGAACUCUUGGUGAUUUCAUAACGAAUGCUGUAAUGAUGGACAAAGCAACAGAAUUAAAGAACAGUAUGGGGUUGACGUUAGAUUUUAAAGUUAGUACGAGCUGGUUAGAUGGAUUUAAAAAAAGACAUAAUAUACCUUUAGUGAAAGUUUAUGGGGAAAGUGCAAAUGCUGAAGAAGAUUCCGCGAAAAAAUUUUGUGACGAUUUUACUAAAUUAUUGGAAGAAGAUGGCAGUAUAAAUAUCGAUAAUAUCUACAAUAUGGAUGAAACUGUGCUUUUAUGGAAAGCCUUACCAUCGAAGACCUUGGCAGAAAGAGAAGAAAGGGUUGUGAAGGGAUAUAAAAGUCGCAAAGAGCGAAUUACGGUGGCGCUAUGUGCGAAUGCAUCUGGGACGCACAAGUUAAUGCCGCUAGUGAUUAAUAAAUAUGAAAAUCUUAGGGCUCUGAAAAAUGGCAGAGAUAAUCUUCCUGUUAUUUUUAAAUCGCAGAAGAAUGCGUGGAUAACGCAACCAUUAUUUUGUGAGUGGUUUGAACAUUAUUUUAAGCCCAGUGUACGGGCACAUCAAUUAAGUAACGGACUGAUCGGUAAAUGUGAUACAGCCAAUGGACCAGGGCAUAAUAGCCAAAAUGAAAACAGUGUAUCGCCAUAA
Molecule: messenger RNA, 858 nt
Organism: Osmia bicornis bicornis
Lineage: Eukaryota; Metazoa; Arthropoda; Insecta; Hymenoptera; Megachilidae
Product: jerky protein homolog-like
Exons: 2
Coding region: 1-858 (285 amino acids)
Cellular component (GO): nucleus
Molecular function (GO): DNA binding
Source: RefSeq, a predicted model, not a curated record